GUCAUUCGGAGUCUGCAAGCGGCCGCGUUGGGUGCUGUGCGUAGGUACGGAAUGAGCAGAUACUUCCCGCCUGGGAGUACUUCACGAGGAGGUCGCGUCCUAGCCGGGAGAGCUUCAAAGGAGAUCGUGACCUGCCCGGAGAUCGUCUGAUGCCGGCUUCGAAAUGAGCUGCUCUGAAAGAAAGCCGUUUCCGUUCAAAAUCAUUCCCGAAAAUAGCGAAACUCAGAAGAUGAUCGCAGACGCAUUUCGCGGUCAUCCAAACGGCCUUUCAUCCUGCAACCAGUGGGGCUUCAAGCUGUCGGCAACAGUUGCCGAUGCCGAGCUGGAGGACCUGUACAACUACCCGCUGGACCCGAGCGACGUCUGGGUAAUGUCGCCACCCAAGUGCGGCACAACCUGGACCCAAGAGAUGGUGUGGCUCAUCGCCAACGACCUGGACUACGAGGGGGCUAAGACGCCACUCUUUCCUGAUAGAUGGGCCUUCCCGGACCUUGACGUGCUGUCCGACAAGGAAUUCCUAACCAAAGAACUGACCAAGAGACUUCCCGACUUCACUGGAGGAAAGCCGACGAUGCUGUACAACGCCAUCCGCGACCCUCCACGCUUCGUCAAGUGCCACCUGCCUUUCUCCAUGAGCAACCCGCACCUGCUGGAUGUCUGCAAGGUCGUGUACACAGCCAGGAACCCCAAGGACGCCUGCGUGUCCUACUACAACCACAACAGGCUGGUGCGCCUCCUCGACUUCACCGGCGACCUUGAGAUGUUUGUGGACCUAUUCAUGAGAGAUCUAGUCGUGGAGACGCCAUUCAUCGAGCACAUGAUCGAGGCGUGGAACCGGCGUCACCACCCGAACUUGUGCUUCCUCUUCUUUGAGGACAUGAAGCGGGAUCUGCCAAAGCAGAUCCGUAAAGUGGCCCAGUUUCUGGGCAAGACGUGCACUGACGAGCAAGUAGAAAAGCUGGCAAGUCAUCUGCAUAUCGACAACUUCAGGAAGAAUCAGUUCGUCAACAACCAUCUCGCAAAAAAGCUUGGCUUCUUUCAUCCGGAUCGAGGAGACUUCAUCAGGCAGGGGAAGACGGGCAACUGGAAGAACUACUUCACUUCAGAGAUGACCGAGACAUUCGACAGUUGGAUGGCUGAGAAGCUAAAGGGCUCUGACCUCACCUUUGUAACGGAGCUCGAUGAACAGGACUGAGAGCAAAUGACCUCCACGUGAAGCGCCAAAGCCAUAUUGGCUGUAAGCGUCUUGCCUGUGUUGGUUGUAAGAACAACAUCACACGAUGGUGUGUUGCGAGUGCCUAGCGCACGAGUUAAGUUUGUUAGAAAUGCUCAAAGCUCAAUGUUGCUGGAUGAUGCCUGGAACGCAGACUGUUUGUCUUGCUCCUAUUACCCGGAAACAACAGUGAAACCGAUGACUCUUCACUAUGUUCCGUGAACCGCUCACACCCAGACCGUUGCAGUAAUUGCUGUAUAGGUUGUGGCAGUGCUUGCGUCUCUGAGUCGCGAAAGCUGAUAUAUGAAUGUUUUGAAGGAUGUGAGACAAAAUUGUACCAUACUCGUACGGCAGCAGGACGGUUAGUUAGAAUAAAAGCUGCUUUGGAUAGCAACGUGAGUCCAGAACGCUAGCAACGUGAGUCCAGAACGCUAGCAAUGUGAGUCCAGAACACCAGCAACAUGAGUCCAGAACGCUCUUCGCCUGGAGACAAAACAACGUUCGUCUGCCACCAAGGAGACGCAACAAAUGUCACCCUGAGUGACGUCAUCGCCCAGGCUCAAGCCUUCCGGGGAAAAAUUAUUUUAAAGUGGUCAUCCUGCACCCGCAUGGCGGGACCUUUCCC
Pollicipes pollicipes is the source of this 1838-nucleotide messenger RNA. RefSeq names its product luciferin sulfotransferase. NCBI's taxonomy places the organism in Eukaryota, Metazoa, Arthropoda, Thecostraca, Pollicipedomorpha, Pollicipedidae. The coding region runs from base 164 to 1195 and encodes 343 amino acids. Gene Ontology annotation, molecular function: sulfotransferase activity. The transcript is spliced from 4 exons. The record is from RefSeq and is a predicted model, not a curated record.